Messenger RNA from Talpa occidentalis (Iberian mole), 8418 nucleotides. RefSeq names its product thrombospondin type 1 domain containing 4 (gene THSD4). Gene Ontology annotation, molecular function: metalloendopeptidase activity. The record is from RefSeq and is a predicted model, not a curated record. The transcript has 12 exons. Gene Ontology annotation, biological process: extracellular matrix organization. NCBI's taxonomy places the organism in Eukaryota, Metazoa, Chordata, Mammalia, Eulipotyphla, Talpidae. Gene Ontology annotation, cellular component: extracellular matrix. Bases 2475 to 4448 code for a protein of 657 amino acids.
CCUCUUAGGUUUUUUUUAUAAAUCUAUAAUAGUUAAGAUGUUGCCAUUAGCUGGGUAAAGAUAUACCAUGUCACCAGGUGCUAUCUUAGUAAUUAUUCUAAAAUAAAAAGUUAAAACAAAGCAUCAGGGGAGUAACCAGACUAGAUUCACAUUUUAGAAGAACGCAUUGGAUUUAGAAGAAUCCCAGAUAGGCAAGAAGUCUGGCUGGGGAAAAGUCCAAGCAAGGAGUUUACAAGAUCCUGCUAUAAAAAUUCAAGGAGGGAUGGUAGAUGUCCAAAUAGUAACUGGGGCAUCAGAAAUUUGAGACCAUGGAUAGGUUGGAGAGAUUGCUAAAGGAAACACGAUCAUACCUGGUGAUGACCUGGACAAGAAAGUGAGGAAAUAGAAGGAUUCAAGCUAACACCCAGUUUUCAGCCUCUGGGAAUUAGAUGAGUAAUGAUAUCAUUUACUGAGAUGAAGAAAACCAGCAUUCGGGGAAGCAUUAGUUCAGUUUUAGACUUGUUGAGUUUAGCGUAUAUUUGAGAGUUCCAAGUGUUCAUUAGGCAGCAGUUUAUACAGGUCCACAAAUUGGGAAGAAGUGCUGACUGUAGGCUGUUGUGGCAAUAUAACAGAGUAAAGAACAUGAGUAGUUAAGGGUUAGCCCCAGCAGGUGACAAAGAGACUGAAGUGAAGUAUGCCCUAGAAGUGGUGACGGUGCAUGCAGUCAUUUGGGGCUGGUUUCUGGAGGCAGGCUUCCAGGCCAGAAUACGAGCUUUGUCCCCUGCUCAUUGUGUGACAUGGGGUAAGUCAUUUCAUAAGCCUACUGUCAGUGUAUAUGAGACACUCUAUACAAAGUUCUUAGAAUAAUACUGGGCUCAAGGCACUCAAAAAAGUUGGCUAAUUGAAAGCAAAGGAAAACAGGCUUGUCCUGAAUAAUGAGAGCUAUUCUGACACAAGCUAGAACAUGGGUGAACCUUGAAAACAUUAUGCUAUGUGAAAUAAGGCAACGCAAAGUGACAAAUAUUAUAUGAUUCCACUUACAUGAGAAAUCUAGAACAGGUAGAUUCACAGAUAGAAAGUACAAUAGAGGCUACCAGGGACAGGAGUGGAGGGAUUAUUAUUUAAUGGGCACAGAGCCUGCAUUUGGGUUGAUGAAAAAUUUCUGAAAGAGGAUGAUGGCUACACAACAUUGUGCAUGUACUCAGUGCCCCUGAAUUGUAUACUUAAAAAUGGUUAAAAUGGCAAAGCUUUAUCAUAAUACUUUUGUUAAGGGCAUAUUAUUAUUGCUGCAGAGAAGUCAAAUAAGAUAAUCCAUGGGAAAUUCCCCUGUAUUUUGUUACCAAGGGGCCAUUUCUGGAGAUCUUUUAUAGGAGCAGAUAGGUCAAAAGUCAGAUUGCAGUGAGUUGAAUGAAGGGUGAUUAGAAAUGUCUAGACUAGGGCUUGGCAACCUACCAUCAAAUCUAGCCCACCACCUGUUUCUAUAAAUGAAGUUUUAUUGGCACACAACAUUGAUCAUGUGGACAUAAAUGGGUGGGAAUGGAGAAGCCCUCAGUUCCUCUCUUGCUCUCUUCCUGGUUCAAUAUGCCAAACUAUGGAGCUACAGGAAUUAUUGCAGAAGAUGUAAAAAUCAAUGGUAAAGUGGGAACAAGUGAAGUCCAGGUGUUGGGACCAGCAGAGCACAUUGAAAAGCAAGGAGGUGUUAAAGAAAGACUUCUGGAUAGAAUCAGGUUGCAUGUCAAAGUGGGGUUUGGAGGCACAGGGAGCAUGGGAGCAGCUAGGGGAAUAGAUUUUGCUAAAGCCUGCAGUCCACUAGAGACACAUAGCACCUUGUAACUUCUUUGCCCUUCAAAGUUGCCCUUGAUAAUGCAGCCUUUGACUGUCUAGAGUUCUGCAGCCAUCAAGUCAGAACCAAAAGGGAAUUCACUGAUUCAGUUCAUCCACUCAGCCCCUGAUUACAGCAGUAAAAAAAACCAAACUAGGCCCAGAGAAGUUUGGCAACUGAUCCAGGCACACACAACCUAGUGGCAGAUCCUAGACUGAGAAAGUCUGCAUCUCCCAGCUGGGCGCCUAUGUGCCGCAGUUCCCUGCCUCCUGCCUGCCUCAGUUGCUGGGGUGGGGGCUGUCCCCCACAUGUGGAGUGCUUACCUUGGAGCCUUUUUCAUGAAUGAGACCAGAUGCAGAACUCCACAUUGAUCAUUUCUGUCCCUCCCCUUUCUGGUUUCUGUUAAAGGCAGCCCCCCAGCUCCCAGCUGGCUCCUGUCCCCUCCCCCAGCCGGGAGAAGUUAUUACAUGAAGAGAUCAGCUUACCAGUUUUCUUCAGAGCAGAGGCUGAGCUCGGAGGAGCUCCGGGUAGUGCAGUGAGGGAGAGCAGAGGGAACUAGCGCCGUGCCUAGCAGAACUCCAGGGCUGGAAUCCCGAGACACAAGUGCAUCUGCUAGCUGUUAGCACUUGGCAGACGGAGUUCUCCUCUAGGGUAGUUCUAACUUUGGGUAAUAAUGUUUGUCAGCUACCUGAUAUUAACAUUGCUCCACGUUCAAACAGCAGUGUUAGCAAGACCUGGGGGAGAGAAUAUUGGCUGUGAUGACUACCUAGGCUCCGACAAAGUCGUGGACAAAUGUGGGGUGUGUGGAGGCGAUAACACGGGCUGUCAAGUCGUGUCCGGCGUGUUUAAGCACGCGCUCACCAGUCUGGGCUACCACCGAGUUGUUGAGAUUCCCCAAGGAGCCACAAAAAUCAACAUCACGGAGAUGCACAAGAGCAACAACUACUUGGCCUUAAGAAGUCGCUCUGGCCGCUCCAUCAUCAACGGGAACUGGGCAAUUGACCGACCCGGAAAAUACGAAGGCGGAGGAACCAUGUUCACCUACAAGCGUCCAAAUGAGAUUUCCAGCACUGCCGGAGAGUCCUUUUUGGCUGAAGGGCCUACUAAUGAGAUUUUGGAUGUCUAUAUGAUACACCAGCAGCCAAACCCAGGAGUCCACUACGAGUAUGUGAUCAUGGGGACCAAUGCCAUCAGCCCGCAGGUGCCACCUCAUAGAAGACCAGGGGAGCCAGUCAACGGCCAGCUGGUGCCAGAAGGGAGGAGCCAGGAGGAGGGAGGAGAGGAGAGGAGCGAGGAGAAAGAAGAUGUGCACCGGGGCACACCCGAAAUAUUCACCUCAGAAUCAGCCCAAACCUUCCCAGUCAGGCCUCCAGAUAGAUUUCCUUCCCAUCGACCAGAUAAUUUGGUGCCACCAGCACCACAGCCCCCUCGACGAAGCCGGGAUCACAACUGGAAGCAGCUGGGGACAACAGAAUGUUCCACAACCUGCGGGAAAGGAUCACAGCACCCUAUUUUUCGCUGUGUGCACAGAAACACUCAUGAAGAGGUUCCUGAGAGCUACUGUGACUCCAGCAUGAAGCCUACGCCUGAGGAGGAAGCCUGCAACAUCUUUCCCUGUCCAGCCUUCUGGGACAUCGGGGAGUGGUCUGAGUGCAGCAAAACCUGUGGCCUGGGCAUUCAGCAUCGCCAGGUACUGUGCCGCCAGGUGUACGCCAACCGCAGCCUGACAGUGCAGCCCCACCGCUGCCAGCACCUGGAGAAGCCCGAGACCACCAGCACCUGCCAGCUCAAGAUCUGCAGUGAAUGGCAGAUCCGGACCGACUGGACCUCGUGCUCAGUGCCCUGCGGAGUGGGGCAGAGGACCCGAGACGUGAAGUGUGUGAGCAACCUCGGGGAUGUGGUUGAUGACGACGAGUGCAACAUGAAGCUCCGGCCGAACGACAUUGAGAACUGCGACAUGGGACCCUGUGCCAAGAGCUGGUUCCUCACCGAGUGGAGUGAAAGGUGCUCAGCGGAGUGUGGGGCUGGAGUGCGGACUCGUUCAGUGGUAUGCAUGACCAACCAUGUCAGCAGCCUGCCCCUGGAGGGCUGUGGGAACAACCGACCCGCGGAGGCCACCCCGUGUGACAACGGGCCCUGCACAGGCAAGGUGGAGUGGUUUGCGGGGAGCUGGAGUCAGUGUUCCAUCGAGUGUGGGAGUGGGACCCAACAGAGAGAGGUGAUUUGUGUUAGGAAGAACGCAGACAACUUCGAAGUACUGGACCCUUAUGAAUGUUCCUUCCUGGAGAGACCCCCCAGCCAGCAGUCCUGCUACCUCAAGCCUUGCGGGGCCAAGUGGUUUAACACAGAAUGGAGCAUGUGCUCCAAGAGCUGCCAGGGCGGCUUCCGGGUCCGGGAAGUGCGCUGCCUGUCAGAUGACAUGGCUCUCAGCAACCUCUGUGACCCUCAGUUGAAACCAGAAGAGAAAGAAUCUUGUAACCCUCAGGACUGUGUCCCUGAAGUUGAUGAAAACUGCAAGGACAGGUACUACAACUGCAACGUGGUGGUCCAGGCGCGCCUCUGCGUCUACAAUUACUACAAGACUGCGUGCUGUGCAUCCUGCACACGUGUGGCCAACAGGCAGCCGGGAUUCCUGCGUGGCAGAUAACCCCCCAGCCACAUCAGUGAACAGGCUGGGGAGUCUGAGCAGCGGGACUGCGGCAGCACCCCCAGGGAGCCCAGGGCCUGCCAGUCAGUUGCAUCACACUUCCUGAAGACAGGUGGUUGUACCCAGCCUGCGGGAAGCCCUGUGGGGCCCAUAAGCAAAGCCACCAAGAACUGUUUAUGCUCCCACCUGGGGACGUGCCACCUGCUCUGCUUGGGGUGCCCUCUGUAAACCAUGCAGCAGGAAGAUUGUGUCUCUUUCAUGCUGGCACUGUCCAGGUCAGCAGUGGGCCCUACUGACCCUGUUCAGGGUGCCACUGGCUUUUCUGAUAUCAGCACCCUUCGGAGAGUCAGAGGAGGCAGCGACUCUCCCCACAGCCUGGAUAAGCCUUGCUGAGAUGUCUGCACCCCUUAGUCACCUCAGCCUGGCUCUGCCUGUUUCCAGUCUCAAAGAUACCAGGCUGUUUUCCUGCCUAAUGACACAACUAUCUAUGUCAAUGUAGUGGUUUAUUUUCGCAGAUAUAUUCACAGAUAUCAGCUCAUUAGCACCUCAUGACGCCCCAGAAUGGGAGUCAGGGAAUGAAGCACUAUCCCUGAUUUGCUGACAGGGUCACUGACCUGCAGGGUACAGUCACUCAUUCAGUGGCAGGGCUGAGACCUGACCCCAGCUGACCACGAAACCCUCAGCCCAAGGUCUAUCCAGAAGUCCUAGGUUUUAGGAUGCAGGCCAUAUCUGACUGAGAGGCUGAGAGGUUUCUGACCUGACAAACAAAGCCUAGACCUUUGAAUUCUUUCUUCCUAAUUCUCUAUUCUCAGUUGUUUCAGAAGCCUCUUUCUAUUGUCCCCUCCCCCACUGAGUCACAGGACUCUUCAGGUUUUGUUAAAUCCCACCUUCACAGAAUUAUAUCAAGAGACAAGAAAGCAAGGUGAUUACCUGGAAAUCUGAUUCCAUUCCCCCGAAUAGGUACCUUCCAUAGAUCCUAGUUGGGGUCACUUUGGCCACAGAGCCUUCUGAGUCCCAGAACAGAUUUACAGAGCACCCAACCCUGCACUCUGGCUCCAGCCCAAUCCUUAGCCAGCCAUUCUGAGCUGUUCAUCUUGCAGUUCUCAAUGGAAGGUCUAAUCCAUCUGUCCCAGCAAAACCACUUUCUUUAUAUUAGAGUCUCCCUUUGGUCUUUCCAGUUUGAUUUAUGGAUUUCUCUUUGUGAUUUCUCAUCCUUCCUUCCCCCAAUUCACAAUCCAUAACCUCCCCUCCCAUAAUUGAGCACUAAGAUCUUCAUUAAUGCAGCCAGCUGAGAAAAGAAGCUGUGAACCCUUCCAGUGACAAUUGCAGCAGCAGGGUCUUUCUUUCCUGAUUCACUUAACUUGCUCUACAGUCAUGUCACUUAAUGACAGGAAUACAUUCUGAGAAAGGCAUCGUUAGGCAGAUUCCUUACUGUGCAAAUGACAUAAAAUGUAAUUACACAAACCUGGAUGGUAUACCUGCUACACACCUACUACAUACAGGGACCACCAUCCUAUAAAUAAUGAUCCACUGUUGACCAAGGCAUCGUUAGGCAGCACAUGACUGUAGUUUCAGAGGCCUCAGGCUAGAAGGGGAUGCAGUGCCUAUUGAAAGAUAAACUAUCUGAAAAUCAAUUAAGAAAAAAAUGUAUGUAUGUUUAUAUAUAUAUUUAUCCAUUAAGAAUAAUAUCAAGCUAGACAAAUUCUAAGCUUAUAGAAAAUUUAUCUUAUUUAGUACUGUGGUCCUAGGUCUAUUUCCCUUUCAAAGCAAGCCUGGGUUCUUAGCAACUCAGUUCUUCCCAUGAGCCCUUUAACCCCCAAAUUUGCUAAUGUGAUGAUCACUUGCAGCUUUUGGAAGCUGAGUGUCACAUUCUGUUAGGUUCCUACCACCAGUUAGGUUCCUACCACCACCUAUUUCCUCUUCCCCAAGUGGCAGACACCACUUUCCCAAAGCACCCCCCACUCUCCUGAUCUGUAUGCAACUCGUACAGAUAAGCAGCAGGCAGAGGCCCAGAGGCCAAUGCCAACCAAACAAUGGCAAAGCAGAGAUGCCAAGCCUGUCUGUUUCUGCCCAGGACCACUCCCCUCUCACUACUUACUUUUGCCUCUUGUCACUAAGUAUGUUUCCUCUACACAGCUCCUCUCAGAUCUUGCUGAACAAACCAACCAUUUGAAGGAGACCUCAGAAAAUACUUCCUGCGCAUGCUGGAGGGCAGGGCAAGAUCUCUGGGCGGAACAGCAGAAAGACUGUAUCAGCUUAAAUGAAGUGAAAAUAUUCUAGCCAUUUGGGCUGCACCCCAGAGGCAUAUGACAGAGGUCCCAGCCCACCCUAUGUGAGUGACAGCUCCCUCCUUAAAGGGAUUUCUCCAUCAAAGGGGAGGUAAACAUCCCAGGUCCUUCAAGUCAGGAUUCUCAUGACUGGCCUGGAUCUCUUUACAUCUAACAAUUCCCUGUGGCUCCCAAAUGUUACCUCCCAAAUGUAAAUUGUUCUUUAAAAGACAGCGAUCCUGCCAGAGCCCCUGAUAGGAGCAAUGAAUCACUUCACAUCAUCAGGAGGGAACAGUAGCUAGGGCAAGGUCUUUUCCAACAGCUGAGCUCUUCUUAGAAUUCAUUCUUCUUGGAAAAGAGCAUAAAUUACUAGAACAAGGAUUUUAUCAACUUGCCUGAGAAAUACAACUUUUACUAAUUUUCUAGCUUCCUCUGUUGGCACCUCUGUUAAUAUAACAUGCACAGUUGGGGACCUUUGGUAUUUACAGUAAGAACAUUCCUGGGGAGGGAAUCUAAGGGAAGCUUAGUCUGUGGCUCUUUACCCCUCAAUAUGCCUCUGCCUCUCUUUCUUGGCACCCUGUUUUCGUAACCCCUGCCCUUCCUAUUAUCUGCCAUCUCCUCUUCAGGCCUCUCAUGUCCCCUUACCUGCCAUGGUGCAGAACUUAAAUUUACAUUUUAAUUCUGCCCUUCGUUUCCCUGGGUACUGGAUUUUUUUCUUCCCUGCUCCAAAUUUUUAAAUGAAUGAAAACUGUUACAUGUUUUUAUCACAAAAAUCAACAAAGCUCCACACAGAAAUAGUUUGGGGUUUGGUUUGUUUGUUUGUUUGUUUUUGCUUUCACCCAGGCAAAGACCAUGUGAUAUGGUCUGUGCUUCCCAUGACUCUGACUUGGCCUUCGCCCAAAGAAAAAGAGAAACACGAGGAAUGGGGCACUAAAAAAGUUUGAAACCAGCCACUAGUGGGCGUGAGUUCAGCUGAUUAAAGCAUGUUUGGUGCCCCUGCCUGCAAGCCCAUGGGAAACCAAGAUACAAGUUCUAAUUCCAGUCCUGGGGAGCUACCAUGUGACAGGGGGCCCAGAACUCCCAUCUGUCCCUUUGCCUUACUUCUCUGGCCCAGGGUUUUUGGAGUUUUGCUUUUCCCCUUCAUUUCUUAGGAUGUGUCUCAUCUAGCUAUCCUCAAAGUGUUUAGCAUUCAACACUCUCUUUGCUUUAAAAAGAAUGGCCUUAUAGAAGAAUGAAAUAUGGAAGACAGCAGAUUAAUUUAUUUUCACCAAAAUAGAAAGAUCUAUGGUAUUCAUUCGUACCUUUCUAAAUCACCAUCUCUUUUUUUAAAGUAGCCAUGUUAGCCUUUGAAUAUCAGCUUUCAUGUGUGGAAGAAGACAAAGAUAGAUGGUCUAAAGGAACAUGACUUCCCUUAAAACCGGUGCAUAAUCAAGUCUGAGAAACCUCUAUCAGCCUGACAGGUGGAGGACAGUGUCUGAUCCUUGGCAUAUAAAACAUUUUAAAUAUGGCUUAGAUGGGAAAAUAGUUGCCUUCCUGAUAAAAUCUGUGAAUGACACGAAGUUGGAGAGCUAGUGACUCGAGUGAUAGGCCCUGGAUCCAAAGAGAUCUGGGAAACUAAAAUAAAACCUGGGUCUUACAAAUUCUCCAGGAAGCAUCAUAAAGUUCUACCUUUGGAUUAGAAAACAACAGCAAUAAAUACACAA